GAGUCUCUAGAGAUCAUAAUCGAUAAGCCAAUGGCUAAUAUCAUCGCAGCGCGGAGUUUAUCAUCCUAUACCUCACGAUCCAUCUUGUCAUCUCUUCCAGUCGGGCACAAUCGCCGACGUUUACUAUGUUUCACCCAAGAGACUCGACUUCACGCUGAGGCUCGCACAGGCUUAACUACGAAUCCAUCAACACCAAUCUUGAGCAUUCGAACAUUUUCUCAAGUUGCAUCUCGUUUACAGGCCGAUCAUACCGAUUACCUGCCAGAGCACCUCGAUGCCUUUCCAGUUCAACCUCCAGAUAUUCCUUUUUCGCAGCUUGUUCCGGACUCACGCAACGGCGAAAAAUUAUCUCAGGACUCUUUAGUCACAGACGAGCCUUCUAGUCAACCUGAACUUCAUGCUGUCGUGAGCACCUUUGAUCUAUUUUCGAUCGGCAUUGGCCCCUCGAGUUCCCAUACAGUUGGACCUAUGAGAGCUGCCAAGAUUUUUGUCAAUGAUCUGAAGAAGGCAGGCGUGUUGAAAAACGCUCGACGAUUGAAAGUGGCCUUAUAUGGGAGUUUGGCUGCGACAGGCAAAGGUCAUAUGUCUCCAGAAGCUUUGAUAGCCGGCUUCGAGGGUUGCGAUUGUGAAACAGUCCCAACACACACGAUCCCUACAAGGUAUCAAGCAGUCUGCGAUAAUAAAUCUAUUGUUCUUGGCGCGGAACUGAGUGAUGGUGAAGGAGGUCAACUCACACAAUUUGACAUCGAGAAAGACAUGGUCUGGUUAUGGGAUCGAGUCCUUCCUCAACAUCCUAAUGGAAUGCUCUUUUCGGUCUAUGAUGAACAAGGUGACUUGAUUGCGAGUAAUACUUACUUUUCAGUAGGAGGAGGUUUCGUCGUCAAUAAAGAUACACAAUUUUCUCGAGAGAAUCUUUACUACAAGCAAAUUGAUAAGAAAGGAGCGUCAGCCGUCCGCUUGGAGCCAUUUCAUCCUGCUCCCGUUUCUCAGCUUCUCUUGGAAUCACAGUCCCAGAAUGAUGGUGAAAGUGGCAAGGAUUCGAAGGCGGACAUAGUUGACUCCAAAGACAGCACUUCUGGACCCAAUCAGCCUCCUUUGCCAUUUCAUAAUGGCGACAGUCUCUUAGAAUUAACUCGGAUACACAACCUUACAAUUGCUCAGAUCGUUUUCAACAACGAAAGGCAAUUUCUGUCCGCAAGCGAGAUCAGGGCUAAUCUUAUGAAAAUCUAUCGCGUGAUGGAUGAUUCCAUUAGACAAGGUGUCUCUUCAGACGAAGAAACCCUUCCAGGUCGCUUACGUGUCAAACGCAGAGCCAAGAAUCUUUAUCGACGCUUACACCGAGGCUUUUUCCCUUCCAUCUCAGACUCGCCCAGCAACAGCCCACCUGCCUUGUCAUUCACUAAACCAAAUUUAUUACCUGAAGUCUCCAACACAGCUCUUACUUCUACCUCCCAAGAAGAUUCAACUCGAGCUUUAUCACCACAAUCAAAUGCAACCAUUGAGCACAGAGGUGAGACUCGUGCUCCGUUGGUGGUCAGAGGCAGAUUCGAUCACGAGAUUCCACCUGUGAUGCCUCGUCGAAAUAGUUUCCCGUCCAUGGACUUCCUUUCCUGUUACGCUAUCGCAGUCAAGCAAGUCAAUGCUGCCGGUGGGAGAAUCGUGACGGCUCCAACCAAUGGGGCAGCUGGUGUCAUCCCCGCUGUGCUCAAAUAUUUCUUGGAGUUCAUCUCCGAAGACCAUGAGCGUGACACCAUGACAUUCUUACUGACAGCAGCAGCGAUCGGAAUGCUUUAUAAGAGAGGAGCAACCAUUAGUGCCGCUGAAGGUGGAUGUAUGGCUGAAGUCGGAGUGGCAUGUUCGAUGGCAGCUGGUGCCUUUGCCGCGUGCAUGGGGGGGAGUCCAGAAGUUAUUGAAGCCGCGGCGGAGAUCGGAAUUGAACAUUGCCUCGGAUUGACCUGCGAUCCAAUUGAUGGUUUAGUACAGAUUCCCUGCAUUGAAAGAAAUGCGCUUGGAGCUGUCAAAGCCGUCACGGCCGCUCAAUUAGCUCUCUCAAGUGACGGGAUUCAUAGUGUCUCUUUAGACGAGGCGAUCGCUGCGAUGAGACAGACGGCCAAGGACAUGUCAAGCAAAUACAAAGAGACCAGUCGGGCUGGAUUAGCAACAUCGGUGAAAGGCGCCAGAAUCUCGGUCGCUGUCCCAGAUUGCUGAGAAAUGACCAACGACAGUUAUACACCUCGGUUCAUACACGGCAAGCCGGAUGUGUUUCUUGCCUCCUGUGUUAUGAAUUUUGUUUGUUUGCGCAUAACGGAUGUCACGGACGACUAGAUUGUCAAGUAUUGAGCUAUGCCUCUUACUCAAGGACAAUAUAUCACAUGUCGAGAACGUUUGACGCAUUUUAUUGAAUUGAUGAAAGCAUUCUUGUACAGAACAGAAGAUUUGAAUUGAAGAGGCAAUUGAAUUAUGCCUUACCUACCUGUGGU
Messenger RNA from Melampsora larici-populina 98AG31, 2480 nucleotides. RefSeq lists its product as uncharacterized. The transcript has 15 exons. Gene Ontology annotation, molecular function: 4 iron, 4 sulfur cluster binding; L-serine ammonia-lyase activity. The record is from RefSeq and is a predicted model, not a curated record. The coding region runs from base 31 to 2208 and encodes 725 amino acids. Gene Ontology annotation, biological process: gluconeogenesis. Lineage: Eukaryota; Fungi; Basidiomycota; Pucciniomycetes; Pucciniales; Melampsoraceae.